This is a messenger RNA of Myripristis murdjan (pinecone soldierfish), 8131 nucleotides long. RefSeq names its product RIC1 homolog, RAB6A GEF complex partner 1 (gene ric1). Gene Ontology annotation, biological process: retrograde transport, endosome to Golgi; intracellular protein transport. Gene Ontology annotation, cellular component: Ric1-Rgp1 guanyl-nucleotide exchange factor complex; cytosol; Golgi membrane. The record is from RefSeq and is a predicted model, not a curated record. Gene Ontology annotation, molecular function: protein binding. Lineage: Eukaryota; Metazoa; Chordata; Actinopteri; Holocentriformes; Holocentridae.
CGGAGAGACACACACAAGAGAGGACCGGAGGCUUUACCGUUAUUAAAAACAAGCAUUGCUGGUAUAGGCACUGUAGGAAUUGAUACGGUAGCGAGAGCGAAGGUUAAUCGAUCAACUGACCGCCACAGGACGCUGUUUGGCGCUGCAUGGUUUCGUCGCAGAGCUCGACAGUUUUUGUUUUCGGCCAAACAGUCCGCUCCUUGGACAGCUCAUCAGCUUCAAGUUGGCCCGGCUAGCUUUUUUAGCUCCAUCGGCUACUUGGACCAGUUCGGCAUUCAUGGAUCGAUAGCUUGAGCCAGUGUCAACGUUGAGCUGUGAAUCCUCAGCUGAAGACUUUUCUUUAUUUUAUUUUAUUUUAAUUUUUUGUACAGUGCCAGCUCCUCAUGAGCCACGUUGAUUAAACCGUUCCGUGUUGGGGAAUAAGGGCCACCGCUCUGGCGUUGCGACACUGUUUUGAGUGUCGAGGUGCAGUGACUUGGCCGUCAUGUAUUUUCUAACUGGCUGGCCCCGGAGGCUGCUUUGUCCGCUGAGGAGUGAAGAGGAGCCCUUUCACAUCCAGCCCAGCUCCCAGAGGUUUUACUUCGCCGUGUUGUCCGAGACUCAACUCAGCAUCUGGUUCAGCCGGCCCAGCGUUUUGAUUGUCAGCUAUAUCGAGUCGGCAAAGGCAGCGGCCCAGUUUGGCUUCUAUCAGAAGGCAGAAUGGAAACCAGACGACUCCAUGAUAGCUGUGGCGGCUGCAAAAGGCUACAUCCUCUUGUUUGACGUGCUGGGUGGAGGAGAUGACAAGUACCUCUACGAGCCUGUUUACCCAAAAGGGAGUCCUCGGGUGAAGGUGACCCCGGGUUAUAAGGAGGAGCAAUGUGCCCCAGCUCUCUCUCUAGAGAUGAAGAAACCUGUGGAUCUGGAGGCUCCCAUCACCAGCCUGCAGUCCCUCCAGGAAGACCUGCUGGUGUGCACGGCAGACGGCUACCUCCACGUCCUGCACUGGGACGGUCUGGGUAGCAACGGACGCCGGGCCAUCAGCCUCACUACCAUCCCGUUCUCUCUGGACCUGCAGUCCGCUAGAGGUGGUCCGUCCCUUGAUCUGGAGGGGGUGUAUAUCCGGUGUAUGGAGUACUGCGUGACUCUGGACGGUUUUGCUGUGGUGCUAAGUGACGGACGCCUGGGCUUCAUCACGCCACUCAGCAACACCAUUACUGCAGAUCAGCUACAGGGCGUCUGGGCAGCAGAUGUGACUGAUGGCACCUGUGUGGCCGUCAACAACAAAUACAGGCUGAUGGCCUUUGGCUGUGCCAGUGGCUCAGUGUUGGUGUACAUGAUCGACACCACAACAGGAUCCAUGCAGCUCUCCCACAAACUGGAGCUCACUCCGAAACACUACCCAGACAUCUACAACAAGACAGGCCCGGUCAAGCUCAUCUGCUGGUCACCUGACUACAGCGUUGCCAUGGUUACGUGGGAGUGUGGUGGCCUGUCACUGUGGAGUGUCUUCGGAGCUCAUCUUAUCUGCACUCUGGGAGAGGACUUUGCGUAUCGUUCUGAUGGUACCAAGAAGGACCCCAUUAAAAUCAGCUCUAUGAGCUGGGGAGCAGAGGGCUACCAUCUGUGGGUGAUCCCCACCAAACCGGAGAGGAGGAGACAGGAGGAGCAGCAGGACCAGGAGGAAGAGAUGGAGACGCCUCCUCGCUCCUCACUGCAGGCUGGCAUUCUGCAGUUUCACUUCAUCAAGAGCGCCCUCACUGUUAACCCGUGCACGAGUAACCAGGAGCAGGUGCUACUCCAUGGUGAAGACCGGCUCUACCUGACCUGUGGUGACCCCACGCAGGUCCACAGCACCUCUGACACACACAUCACACACCCUCACACACACAUACACCCACGGGACAGCAGCCCGCUGCACCAUCCCCCCAGCCCCAACUCCUCUCUCUCUCAGGGACUCAGCACUUUACUGGGACACAAGCACUGGCACGUGGUCCAGAUUCACAGCACAUACCUAGAGAGCAACUGGCCUAUACGGUUUGCAGCCAUAGACACAACAGGCCAGUGUAUGGCUGUCGCAGGGAGGCGAGGCUUUGCACACUACUCCUUAUACACCAGGAAAUGGAAGCUGUUUGGAAAUAUCACUCAGGAGCAGAACAUGACGGUGACAGGAGGUCUGGCUUGGUGGAAUGACUUUGUGGUCGUCGCCUGUUACAAUUUCAUACACCAGCAAGAGGAGCUGAGGCUGUACCUGCGGUCAUCCAACUUGGACAACGCUUUCGCCUCGGUCACAAAGCUGCACUCUGACACGCUGCUGCUCAACGUCUUCAGAGACAUGGUCAUCCUGUUCAGAGCCGACUGCUCCAUCUGCCUGUACAGUAUAGAGAGGAGGAAUGACGGUCCCAGCCCAUCAGCCAGUGUGGAGCUGCUCCAGGAGGUGUCCAUGUCUCGCUACAUCCCUCACCCCGCCCUCGUAGUCUCCGUCACGCUCACGUCGGUGCGCACCGAGACUGGAAUCACAUUCAAAGCCCCGCAGCAGGCCUGCAUGGCAGAGAGUAUCAUGUUGAACCUGGCUGGCCAGUUGAUCAUGCUACAAAGGGACCGUUCAGGACCCCAGGUACGAGAGAAGGAGACCCCUGCCAACCAUAAGAAGCUGCUACCAUUUUGUCCUCCGGUAGUGUUGGCCCAGUGUGUCGAGAACGUGUGGACGACCUGUCGCUCCAACAGGAAGAAGCGCCACCUGCUGGAGGCCCUGUGGUUGUCAUGUGGGGAGGCGGGCAUGAAAGUCUGGCUGCCGCUGUUUCCCCGGGACCAUCGCAAGCCCCACUCCUUCCUCUCCAGACGCAUCAUGCUGCCGUUCCAUAUCAACAUCUACCCUCUGGCUGUGCUGUUUGAGGACGCCCUGGUGCUGGGAGCCACCAACGAGACGGUGCUGUAUGACGGCCUGCAGGGAGCCUCCGAGCCACUGGAGGCGCUGUUCCCUUACUGCACCGUUGAGAGGACCUCGCAGAUCUACCUCCACCACAUCCUGAGGCAGCUGCUGGUUCGCAACCUGGGCGAGCAGGCGCUGCUCCUGGCCCAGUCAUGCGCCUCCCUCCCCUACUUCCCUCAUGUCAUGGAGCUGAUGGUGCACGUGGUGCUGGAGGAAGAGGCUACAUCGCGGGAGCCCAUCCCCGACCCGCUGCUGCCCACCGUGGCCAAGUUCAUCACAGAGUUCCCCCUGUUCCUCCAGACCAUCGUUCACUGUGCCAGGAAGACAGAGUACGCUCUGUGGAACUACCUGUUUGCGGCCGUAGGAAACCCCAAGGAUCUGUUUGAGGAGUGUCUCAUGGCGCAGGAUCUGGAUACAGCAGCCUCGUAUCUGAUCAUACUCCAGAACAUGGAGGUGCCGGCAGUGAGCAGACAACACGCCACUCUGCUCUUCAACACGGCUCUGGAGCAGGGCAAGUGGGACCUCUGCCGGCACAUGAUCCGAUUCCUCAAAGCCAUUGGCUCUGGGGAGAUGGAGACCCCGCCCCCAACACCCACCACUCAGGAACCAAGCUCAACUGGGGGUUUUGAGUUCUUUAGAAACCGCAGCAUCAGCCUGUCCCAGUCAGCAGACGCUAUUGCAACGGGCAAGUUCAACCUGCAGAAGACCUUCAGCAUGCCCACUGGACCCUCUGCUAAAGGUCGGGAUGUGGAAUGCGCAGAGAACAUGUACAUCGACAUGAUGCUGUGGCGCCACGCCCGCCACCUCCUGGAGCAAGUGCGGCUCCGGGACCUGGGCUGCUUCUCUGCUCAGCUGGGCUUUGAGCUCAUUGGCUGGUUGUGCCGCGAGCGAAACCGCGUGGCCCGCGUCGAGGACUUCGUCAUGGCACUGAAGAGGCUCCACAAGGACUUUCUUUGGCCCUUCCCUGUCAUUCCUGUCGGCAGCCUCAGCUCACCACUGAGGAAUGGACGAUGUCGCACAGUGCUGAGCACACGGCUGCUGAAGUCCCAGUCGGCUGACAGCCUGUUGAACAGUGACAUGGACACAGUGCCCCCUCAGGCAGCUCCUGGGAACCACACCUGGCUGGACAGUCUGGGGCCGAGGGCCAAAGACAUGGACACUGCCUCCUCCGCUCACUCCCACCACCACACACCACAGACGCAUGACGCAUUCCUCUCACCGCUCACCAACAAAGUGGAGGAGUACAGUAUUGGCUCGGCCACAGACCUGACGGAGACCAGCUCGGUGGUGGAUGGUGAUUGGACCAUGGUGGAUGAGAACUCUUCCACUCUGAGCCUGAGCCAGGCGGAGCUGGAGCACAUCUCCAUGGAGCUCGCCAACAAAGGCCCACACAAGUCCCAGGUGCAGCUCAGGUACCUCCUCCAUGUCUUCAUGGAGGCGGGCUGUCUGGAGUGGUGUGUGGUGAUUGGUUUGAUCCUGCGGGAGGCCAGCGUCAUCAAGCAGGUGAUUGGCUUCCUAGACAGCCCCGAGGUUCCCCCAGAAACUGUGCAGAGCGUUCGCAGCGGCUUGCUGGCUGUGGACUCAUGGGCUUCUACUGACUGCCUGGGAUACAAACCCUUCCUGAACCUGAUCCGGCCACAGCUGCAGCAGCUGAUGGAGUCGGCCACCGAGCAGGUGCAGCCCGAGGCCUUCCAGCCCAGCAGCCAGAGCUCCAAGCUGGGCGGCUCCGAGGGCCUGGGGGGUCCCGCCUCACCGCGGGCAGAGGACAGCCGAGGUGGGACGUCUCCACUGGGCCUGGCCCUGCCCUCUCUAGAGCCCACGGGAGGCUUCUCCAGACCCCCCUCUGAGGACUGUCCCCCUGAACAGACGGAGGAGCAGGGAGAGGAGGAGGGUGCGUAUGACUGCACCCUGUCCUGAACCAGGAGCCCUGCUCCCAAAAUCUGACCAGUGAACUUUGGAGCCUCAAGGGAAAAGAGAAAGGGAGGAAGAAGCCGCAGCAGAAGCAGUGACUGACUGGAACUGAACUUUGUGUGUGUGUGCGUGCGUGUGUGUGUGUGUGUUUGUGCGUGUGUGUGUGUGUGUGUACACAGAAAGUACCUCUCCUGCAGGUUCUUAUUUCAGUAUUAUCCACUCUUCAGAUUCCCCCGCUAAGAGGCCUGUGUAGACGAGAGCCACUGUGGACAUGAGCAGGUGCAGCAGAGGGACAGACAGCCCGACUGAGACAAAGACUUAAGAGCACAAGCAGGGAAAUGGACCAGUUCCACUGUUCCUCUGGUGUCAUUUUACCAAAAUGUGCCGUGAGACAGAAGGCUACCUGUGUCUGAAUGUGCGUUUCCACUUUUGGGCUGCGGUCAGUGUAGAUUGACAGUUUGGUUCCUGCAGACGGGCGCAGGGAAGCUCCAGGCUUCCUGCUCCAGGACAGAUGUUUGGGAUGUCACUUUUCCUUGGCGCGCGUUCAGAUGCAACCGGAGACCUCGAGAUUUUUUUUUUUUUUUUUUUUUUUCCACUGUCCAAACUCAAAGCUCUAUUGUAUCUUCUGGUCGAUUGAAACAGUGCAAGGAUCAGCUCAGAAACAAGGCCUUAGUGUAUUUGGUCAUGGCAUCGUGCAAAACUGCUAAUCGUCAUGUAGAACAAAGCUCCAGUCAUCAACUAUUUACAAGAUGCACUGAAGUGUGUCUGAGCCUGUGUGUUUGUGCGAAAAAGAGGUGUUUCAUACUUUCAUACCUCAUGUGAUUUUAAAAUAUUUUGUGAUACCUUUUACAACGAUGAACCAGAUAGCAUUAUUCUUAUUUUUCUACCAAUUAUACCUUGUUCCUUAUGAGUUCCCCUUUAAAAAAAAAAAAAAAGAGGUUUCUAAGAAAAUUAGUUAUAAGAAAAAUCCACUAUUGCAAGAAUAGAUGAGUGUGUGACCACUGAAUAGCACCUGUCCAUGCAUAUUUUACCUGAUGGAUGUCUGGGCCUGAAGGAAUUCUGAGCCAGUAUCAGCCAUCCACUCGCUCUUCUCCAGAUGGUCCACUUUUAAAGGGAUAGCUCACCCAUUUUGAAAAAAUCUGACAUUAUUUCACUUCCCCUCCUAGCUGUUAUGUAGGAGGCUUUGCUCAAGAUGGGCAAACUAUUCCUUUAAAUCAACAAGCAAAAACAGACAAGAGAUUGGUAUUUAGCCACGCUGAGGUGUGCAAGACCCAUAACACGAGGAUGAAGGACAGGUUCUUGGGCUCUGUGAUGAUCAAAUGAUAUGACAAGACUUAAUCCAGCUGUGAAACACCUGCUGGAGGUUUGCUGGUUAUCGUCCGGCCUCUUGUCUUUGAGAUUCAAGGGGAGUUCCCUGUUAUCAGUGAGGCCAAUCAUGAAUAUUGUGUGUUUAUUAAAGCAAUUCAGCAAAUGAAAGCAACUCCUUUUUACUCUCUCCCUCGCAGUAAGAAUAUCAUCAGCCCACUCAAGUAUUGUUAACAUCACGUCAGUAUCAUUUUAGUUUUGGUGAGGAUGAGAUAGGUGAUGUCAAAGCCUUGGCUGUCGAGCGUGGAAGAGUUCUUGCGUAAUGUGAGCGGGGCUCCACCGGCACCGGGCCCAGCUGCCAAAAGUUCAAGUUACGGUUAAGGUUAGGUAAAGGUAAAGGGUUAAGGCUAAGCAGGCUCCACCGGCACAGGGCCCAGCUGCCAAAGUUCGAGUUACGGUUAAGGGUUAGGUAAAGGUAAAGGGUCGGGGUCGGCGUAAGGGUCAGACGUAUCCAGCUACGUCAGGCUUGGUUGUCCCGCUGCGGAGCGGCACGCCGGGCCGGUGCCGCUGGAGUCCGCUCUGUGUCUCCUGACGUGAGCAGGUUGUGUCCCUCGAUGUGGGAAGGACUUCACAUUUCACUCAGCCGUGCAGACGUACUCUGAGGGUACAGAAACAUGCAUAUCAAAACUUUGAAUCGCUUGAGACAAUGAUCACGACGACUAAGGAUCUCUCCAUGACACAGUGUCCUGUGCGUUUGUGUGUGGAAUUGAAUGUGUAUGCCACAUUGUAUUGACUAUGUUAGUAUGUUUUUGGCAACUAUGCUCACAUGGAAUUGAGAUUUUAUUGUAUUAGUCAUCAUUAUUACUAUUAUUUAUUGGUAUUAUAGCUGAGUGAGAAUUGCUGAAUUGAUAUCUGGAGGUGUGCUCAGUUUUGUUUUUAUGACGGAUUAUAAGUUGUUGAAGAAAAAAAAAAAACCUUUCCCCUUGUAAUCAAUUCCUAUAUUGGCUCUCUACCACAAGCACUAAAAGGCUUAUCACAAAUAUGUCAGUAUUAUCUUGUGCAAUGUAUUGAAAUGUUACUCAGCUUUAUUUUUCGUUUGUUGUCAUCUUACUUGAUUUUUCACUUUUCCUUUUCUGCUUUCCCCUGUUUGCUUGUCACUUUUUAUGAUAGACCAAAUUAUACUUUGACCUUCAUUUUUUUUUUUUUUUUGCUCUCGUGUGUGACAGCAAGAUGGGCCGGGCGUGGUAUCUAUUGCUUCAGUUUAAAAUCUCGGUUCUUAUGUGAAUCCUUGUGUUGUAGUCUGUAUUGUUAAAACACUCAAGAGUUACAAAAGGGCAAAAUGACUAUGCGGCUCAGUAUUGCUGUCGCUAAUGUACUGUUGUCACUUACCAUAAAUCCUGUUGCACCCUAGUUCCAGUAGGCAUUGGUUUACCACCUGUCUCCACUGAAACAAGCCUACAGCUCGACUAGGCUGCUCUGAUGUAAGGUUUACUUGACUUGAACACGGUAACUUGGUGAACCAAAGACUUACGUCCAGAGGCCUUCUGUUUUAACUGGUUGCGUACGUCGAGUGCUUGAGUCUUUAUGCAGAGGCAGAAGAAAGCCUCGCCCUGCAAACCCCUCAUCACAAAACAUAACCAGUGAUGCUCAAAAUGAAUAUUGACAUCGUUAAAGACAAUUUCCUACGGAAAUGAUUAUUGCAGAAUUUCUACGUUUCCCUCUGUGUGGACGAGGAGUCGUUUGUUAGGUGCUCUGGUCUGGUCUCACUUUUCACUCAAAGGGUCUCUAGUCUCAGAGGCGGAGAGCGCUCCUUCCCUCCUGUGUACAGUUUAAGAAGUAUUGCCUGUUUCCUGGCUCAGAAUAAACAUUUCUGGGUCAGGAAAGGCGGACAUCCUCAAUGCAGUGUAAAGAAACUCUUGUACAAUUGCCUUUUCUACUCAUGUUUGGUUUUCUACUUCCAUUUUUCUCUUGUACAUAAAAACCAAUAAAUUAUUUUUAAAAACA